Penicillium roqueforti is the source of this 1020-nucleotide messenger RNA. Its product is annotated as esterase/lipase family protein. The transcript has 3 exons. Bases 1 to 1020 code for a protein of 339 amino acids. Lineage: Eukaryota; Fungi; Ascomycota; Eurotiomycetes; Eurotiales; Aspergillaceae. The record is from RefSeq and is a predicted model, not a curated record.
AUGAGGUUAUCGCUAUUCAGGAGCAAGACGAAACCCAGUGUUCCAGAAUACAGUCUGUACCCCACAGAAGGUGCAAUUGGGAUGAAGGUAUUAUCUGAUCCUUCAGAUGCUGACCUAGACAUUGUUUUUAUCCAUGGAUUGACCGGCGAUCGCGAGAAAACAUGGACUCACCAAAAUGGAACCUUAUGGCCCCGGGAUCUUCUUUCCAAGGACUUGUCCAAGGCACGCAUCAUGACCUUCGGCUACGACGUCGACAUAUUCAGUUUUUCCUCGAUUACCUUCUCAGAUCGACUGCACGACCAUAGCCAAUCCCUAGCCUAUGCAAUUGUCAGCCAACGAAUCGAGUGCUCAAGCAGACCCAUCCUAUUUAUCGCGCACAGUCUGGGCGGUCUGGUAUGCCAACAAGCCCUGAUCCUCAGCAACUACAUAGACGGACUAUGGGCGAUAUCUUCAAGCGCCAUCGGGAUAAUCUUCAUGGGCACACCGCAGUACGGGUCCUCGCUCGCUUCUUACCGAGAGAAACUCGCAAAAGGGAUGAACAUAGUCCACACCGCAAACAGAGACAUGGUCGGGGCUCUCCACCCGGGCUCGAACGACGUACAACGAGUUGGAAACGAGUUUCAGUCUAUGCUCCAUUGCGGCGACCUCUCCCUCAAGGUCUUCUGUUUCUACGAAUCGAAAGAUAUGAAUGAUAUAGUGGGCAAGAUCGUUGAAGAGCACUCGGCUGUUCUGCGGGGUUAUGAGAGCUGCGGCAUUGAUGCUGAUCAUUACAACAUGACCAAGUUCAGUGGUCAUGCAGAUAAUAGUUAUUGGCUUGUUCGAUCAAUCAUUACAGGGUGGCUUCAUGAGUCCCGUAGUGGUGAUACUGCAAACAAGACUACCAUAUGCGCUCCUGUCUCUGGAAAUCCUGCUUGGUUGGGAUCUUGGACUCCAGGGAAUUCGUGCGUUAAUGGGACCACAAAUUCGCAGAAUUACACCCAAGGAUAUUGCACGCACGGCGAGAAGUCUGUCUUCGACUGA